This is a messenger RNA of Parathielavia appendiculata, 156 nucleotides long. RefSeq lists its product as uncharacterized. The record is from RefSeq and is a predicted model, not a curated record. The transcript has 2 exons. NCBI's taxonomy places the organism in Eukaryota, Fungi, Ascomycota, Sordariomycetes, Sordariales, Chaetomiaceae. The annotation marks the transcript as partial. Gene Ontology annotation, biological process: outer mitochondrial membrane organization.
GCCAGUUUUCCUAAUCUGCGGCGCCUAUUCAUCGAGGCAAGAACCGACAGCGAAGAAAGAGACGUCUCGAGAAGGGCUUUUUACAACGCCGUUCUGUUCCUGGGAUCAGUCGCUGUCUUUAGCUUGAUUGCUCAGAGAAUGAACGCUGCCAAAUAA